Sycon ciliatum is the source of this 2106-nucleotide messenger RNA. Its product is annotated as zonadhesin-like. NCBI's taxonomy places the organism in Eukaryota, Metazoa, Porifera, Calcarea, Leucosolenida, Sycettidae. Gene Ontology annotation, cellular component: membrane. Bases 140 to 1672 code for a protein of 510 amino acids. The record is from RefSeq and is a predicted model, not a curated record. The transcript is spliced from 10 exons.
CAUCUUGGUUCAUUGAGGAACAACUCAUCUUUCUUGGCUCAGUACAGUGCGGAACGACUGCUGCGACAGGAUUCCUAGCGACCAAGCCAUUACAGUUUCAAAGUCACUAGACGGUUGUCCCAGCUGCUGUCGGAGAAUAAUGGCCAACACGAAUCAAUUCUUGAUGCUGGCAAGCAUGCUCGUCGUCUCCUGUUGGAGCGGAGUGAGUGUGGCAUUUUCGUCCGGAGCACCAGCAUUUGUCUGUGACAGCAUGAUGCCAGGGCAUGGUGUGGCAGCGUUGGCAGGCGAUGGUGGAUGCAAUCUUAGAUUUGCUGGCCACAUCAGCGAGGGUAACAAGCAGCAACUUACUCUGGAGUGCGGUGGCCGGGAAUUCUCCGGGUACUUCAUCCAGUGUCGAUCGGGAAGCGAUACUGGGGAGGCUGUUGGGCAGUUUACCGCGCCAGCUGGGAGUACAACGCGUUCAUGCAGUGGACGCACUGAUAGUGGAGUGUCACACUCGUCCGGUGCAAGAAAGACGUCAGUCACGCUCGACUGGCAAGCAGACAGCACGGCGUGUGCCUCCACAGUACAGUGCCGUGCUACCGUGGUAUUUUCAUUCCCAGUCUACACAACGCAAGUGCGAGCCACACCAGCCAUGUGUACCGAGCCGACAACCCCACCGCCGAGCUGUCCUCAAAACCAGGUCUUCAGUACGUGUGGCUCGGCGUGUCCCGACACCUGUGAUGGAUCACUAAACCUCUGUGCGGAUGUGUGCUUGACGGGCUGCUUCUGCGCCGAGGGGUUCGUCAAACACGAGGGGCAAUGCAUCCAGCGCUCAGCGUGCCCUGUUGAAGUCACAACCAUGCCUGCCGAACCCACGGAGGAAACAACCAUGCCUGCCGAACCCACGGAGGAAACAACCAUGGCUGCCGAACCCACAGAGGAAACAACCAUGGCUGCCGAACCCACAGAGGAAACAACCAUGGCUGCCGAACCCACAGAGGAAACAACCAUGGCUGCCGAACCCACUGAGCAGACAACAGAAACAGAAAUCAAAACAGAAACCACUACAGCAAAUCUGCGCUGUCCUACCAACGAAGUCUUCAGAGACGUCAUUGCUGCCUGCCCGGAGACGUGUGAUGGAGGGCAGCGCGGUGUCUUUGCUUUGUGCGUGCCGGGUUGCUACUGUGCUGGGGGACUGGUUCGGCAUGGUGGUGAAUGUAUCGACCGAUCGGCAUGUCCUCCUCCUCCCCAGGAGGCUGAAGAAGAACAGAUGGAGUGGAACGGCGAGUGUCCAGCACAGAGAGAAUGCGGUCACUUCGACGAGAUCGGCGGUGUGGAGGGUCAGUGCUGCCCAUCGUGCAACAAGAACAUCUCUCAGUGUGCCGGCACCCAAUGCCCGGCCAUCGUGGGAUGCAGAAGGUAUGAGAAAAGAGUGCGCUCCGGUGAGUGCUGUCUGAGAUGCAGACGCUACAGACGCACCGACAACAUCAUCCCAGGUGCUGUAUGCGCAAAUGUUAUCUGCGCGAAGGGAAUGACGUGUACAAACAGUGAAGGAAGAGCCACGUGCACAUGCAAGUCCUGCCCGAAUGUAACCGAUCCGAGUGCGCAAGUCACCGGCAAGGAUGGCAACACCUACGCAAGCGUUUGCCAUCGCCUGCGACAAGCAUGCAUGACUUGCAUGGACGUCUAGGUGUUUCGAGAACUGGUCUUCAACUGUCGACCCCCCCCCCCCCCCCAAAUAUUUCUGUUGAUAUAUCCAACUAAAUGUUUCCUAGCAGGUUCCUACAUCUAUUCGCCUUAAAAUGACUUUCAGCAUACCUUCCCAUAAUCCCAGAAUCCUAAAAUGGCUAAGUUAAUGUAAGCACCUUGACCUGAUACAUUGCUCAAUCCGGAACACAAUCCGGUACAUUAGAUAAUUUUCUAAUAUCAGCCCACUACAUUUUCAUAUUUCACCCCGUGUUUUAGUGGCUCUUGGCUAGAUUGAACUGGGUACAAUGAUUCUAUGAAUGUCAGCCAGCCAGGUAAACAUCACUCAUUAAACAUCCAGUGUUUAAAACACCACACUUUCAUUAUGUUGGUAACAUCCACCACAAGCAAUGGACUCAUGGAUGCCGAAAGCUGUAA